AUGGCGGAUGAGGAACCACCUAAUACCGACGCUAAAAAACCAUGGAUUAAAACAUGGAUUUCCAAGAAGGAACUCGGUAUACAGAAUCUACUCCAUCAAGAACUUCUGGAGAGCGACCCUGUGGAGUACCGCCGAUUGCUGCGCGUUGACUCCAACCAGUUUGCUGACAUUCUCUCGUCAAUUGCAUCGUGCAUCCAAAAACUCGACACUGAAAUGCGGCCAGCCAUUCCAGCCAAAGACAGACUUCAACUGACGUUGCGGUUUCUUGCCUCAGGCGAAAGUCAACAUUCCUUAAGCAGGCAGUUCCGCAUUAGCCACAGCGCCAUGAACAAGUUCCUCGCUGAAACUUGUGACGCCAUUUACAAAAUGCUGGGACCAAAAUAUCUGGUGUCCCCGCGGACGAAAGAUGAGUGGCUUGCAGUAAUGAAGAACUUUUACGAAAGAUGGCAGUUUCCGCAAUGUAUUGGAGCGCUGGACGGAAAACAUGUCACAAUUAUCAAACCUCCGAACUCUGGAUCUGUUUAUUUUAAUUACAAGAAGACCUUCAGUAUCGUGCUUUUUGCUCUUUUGGACGCAGACAGCAGGUUUUUGUACAUUGAUGUUGGCGCACCUGGGUCUGACGGUGAUGGAGGCAUUUGGAGGACGACACCACUGAGGAAUGCCAUCGAGAACAGAACAGCCGGGCUGCCGAUCUCAGGACCUGGACCGGUCGGCGUCCCACCCGUCAUCGUGGGAGACGAUGCCUUCCCCUUGUCUAUAAACUUAAUGAAGCCGUACACUGGUACAAAUUUGGAUGAAGAAAAGAUUAAGCCGAACCAGACGGGUAGCAGAAAAUGCGUUUGGCAUUCAAGCAAACCGUUUUAG
Molecule: messenger RNA, 864 nt
Organism: Ixodes scapularis (black-legged tick)
Lineage: Eukaryota; Metazoa; Arthropoda; Arachnida; Ixodida; Ixodidae
Product: protein ALP1-like
Exons: 3
Coding region: 1-864 (287 amino acids)
Source: RefSeq, a predicted model, not a curated record